Molecule: messenger RNA, 543 nt
Organism: Sabethes cyaneus
Lineage: Eukaryota; Metazoa; Arthropoda; Insecta; Diptera; Culicidae
Exons: 6
Coding region: 1-534 (177 amino acids)
Source: RefSeq, a predicted model, not a curated record
AUGAAAUCCGCCAUCCUGUACCCGUACGGCCCUCUGCGCGGAACUGGAUGCUGCCGAAUGCUGCACGCGAAACAUUUAGCGCUGACGAGUGCAAUUUACACGUUGAACAUUUCCAUUCUCGUAGUGCUGCUCUACUCGUGGCGGAUUAGUGUUAAUGUGAAAAAGUACAGCGAUCUGGAGGAUGUGUACUACGGUGUGCAGAUUGCAUACUUUGCCAUCAUCGGAACCCAGUGUUCGAUGAUACUGCUCAGCGUGGUGCUGCUAUUCGGUAUCUAUAAGGAGAACAUUGGUCUCGUCGUUCCGUGGAUAAUCGGAUUCAUUACCUUCAUGGCGCUGGAAGCCGUGGCAAUGGUGUACUCCAACGUUCUUCGAGAUCACGUCAAUCGGCAAUUCGACUCCCUGUGCAAAGCUGAGGUGGCGUUCUUCGUAUCGCGCGCAUUCAUCAACGCACUGGCAAUGUGGGCUGUUACACGUUUCUACAAUCUGCUACGUGCGGGCGUCACCUGGAAGGGACCGGAAGUGAUCGAACUAUGACACAACUCG